AUGGGGUUUAUUUCUUCUCUUCUAUGUUGUUCCGGUUCAAAACAGUCAUAUAAUAAGAGAAGUUCUAGUCCUGCUCCAUCAGUUGCUAGGAAACAGGUAGGGAAUAAGACAUCAAUCAGAAGAAGCCAAGCAUCGUCGAAGGCGUCUAGUUGCAACGCUCUAUCCAGCUCCGCGGAUUCUAUGGAUAAAGCGGCAGAGCUAUGCGUGUCACCAGCUCCGGCAACUGCUCCAGCAGGUUCCGCUGUUCAUUCUGACAAUAUCGCACGGGUAGCCGCUGUUACUUCGACAGACGCCCCGGGGGGAUCUGAUACUCGGAGAAAUCAGGACGAAGGCCAAUCUGAUGCACGCGUGCAAGAGGACAUUAUUAGCACACCGAACGUUUCCGAGGUGCCGGCUCAAGAAGCUGGUAAGCUCGGCAGACCAGAGUGCUCAGAGGAGCAAUGUGUCGGACAAAAGACAGAAGAGGGCCUUCUCAAGGCUCCGGAUAAAAUAGCCACUUAUGGGAAUUCGUUGGGUGUGGUGCAUAGUGGGGAUUGUGAGAAGCAGGGAGGGAACUUAGACGAUUGUGGUUCCAGCGACAAGGAGACGUUUUUUGGUGAUAAACAACUAGUGACUGUUUACCACGGUGAAACUGAUACAAGCACUGGGACUACUGAUAAUGAUAAACAAGAUGUGUCCAACAAUGUUAUACACGGAGUAACCACUACUGUCAAAGAGCGGCAAGAUUCUAGCAGCACAGAAGGCAUCACAACAGAUGCGAGCAAUAAUGACGAGGAACCUCGCCAAGAGGAGGCGAGGAGCGAUCCAGAACUAGGUUAUGAAGGCGAGGUUCUGCUAGAUCUUUCUUCUUUGCAACCGGAACAAGCGCAUGCACCCGGUUAUGAUACAUUACUACCACCGCAAAGACCAGAGUUUCGCGGUAGAAAGUGCUUGGUUCUCGACUUGGAUGAAACCUUGGUUCAUUCGUCGUUCAAGUAUCUACACACCGCUGAUUUUGUGAUUCCGGUUGAGAUUGAUAACCAGGUUCACAACGUGUAUGUCAUAAAAAGACCCGGCGUGGACGAGUUUUUAAAACGUGUUGGUGAGCUUUUUGAGGUGGUUGUAUUUACAGCCAGUGUUUCUCGUUAUGGUGAUCCGUUACUUGAUAUAUUAGACCAAUAUAAAGCGGUCCACCAUCGAUUAUUCAGGGACUCUUGCUACAAUUAUGAGGGAAACUAUAUAAAAAAUUUGUCGCAAAUUGGAAGACCACUAUCGGACCUAAUAAUAUUGGAUAAUUCUCCUGCAUCAUACAUAUUUCAUCCACAGCAUGCGGUGCCCAUUUCAUCUUGGUUUUCGGACGCCCACGAUAACGAAUUAUUGGAUAUAUUGCCGUUAUUGGAAGACCUUUCAUCCAGGAAGGUUCCUGAUGUUGCCAGGAUCUUAGAUGUGACCAUAUGA
This is a messenger RNA of Eremothecium gossypii ATCC 10895, 1437 nucleotides long. It is a transcript of the gene PSR1, whose product is annotated as phosphatase. The record is from RefSeq and is marked provisional. Gene Ontology annotation, cellular component: plasma membrane. The coding region runs from base 1 to 1437 and encodes 478 amino acids. Gene Ontology annotation, molecular function: phosphoprotein phosphatase activity. Lineage: Eukaryota; Fungi; Ascomycota; Saccharomycetes; Saccharomycetales; Saccharomycetaceae. The transcript has a single exon.